Messenger RNA from Nelumbo nucifera (sacred lotus), 1070 nucleotides. RefSeq lists its product as uncharacterized. Lineage: Eukaryota; Viridiplantae; Streptophyta; Magnoliopsida; Proteales; Nelumbonaceae. The record is from RefSeq and is a predicted model, not a curated record.
UCCACAACACAACGUCACAAGACUCACAACCCAUUUAUAUUUUUAGCUAGAGUCCUUCAUUCAUCCUUCAUCCUUCUCAAUCAUCAAAUUUCAACUUUCGUUCAUAAACCAGCAAGAGAGAGAGAGAAAGAAAGAGAGAGCUCAUACAAGAAAAACAAGCUAAGGGCGAUUUAAUUGGUUGUAAUUCGAUAAUAAUGGAGAAACCAGCGAAGAAAUCAAUGAGCAGGCUCUUAUCCUUCCUACCAAAAGCCACCGCGGUUAUCUUUCAAAACCCACCCUUCAGCCCCGGCCGCGACAAGAGGUCAGAGAAUUCAAGCAAGUUCAAAUCCAAUAUCGGCAAAGGUUUCUCAGGUCCAAUAGUUUCCAUAAUUCCAGUCGAAGCUCGAACCAAAUCGAAGAAUGGCAACUUCGACUCACAGGAGCCCACUUCGCCCAAGGUUUCAUGCAUCGGCCAGAUCAAGAACAAGAAGAAGAUGUGCAGAUCCAAAUCUAAGCGUGUAGCUCCACCUCCCCAAGACUCCAGACAUGUAUCGGUGUUGCCACCUCGAGACACAAAAAAGAAGCCAUCUUCGACGAUCCGUAGUAUAUUUCACGGUGUAAGAACAGGUAAGAGAACUGUUGUUUCUGUUGACAAGAAGCCAGAAGUUGCAGACAGAGCACCUUCUCUGGGCCAGAUGAAGCGGUUUGCCAGCGGCCGCAAUGCGUUCGCCAAUUUCGACUGGAGGGAGAAUGAGUCGUUGGAUUUGGAUCCCGACGACGAGGAGAUGGAAGAGAGUGAUGGAGAAGAUGAGGUUAUCGUCCCCCACUCUGCACCCAUAAUGAUAGGUGGUGGAAGAGUGGCUUCGGAGCCAAAUAAAGAAAUUAAUCUCUGGAAAAGAAGAACUAUUUCUCCACCUGCACCUCUUCAACUCACCAAAAUGGGCAAAUGAACUUAAUUGGUCUGAUUCUUGGGUUUUUCUUUGUUUUCCUUUUACAAUUCUUUUUGGAGCUUUAAUGGUGAAAUGAUCAUGAACAAAUUAAGUGCAGAAGUUUUGUAUGAUCAGUAGUUCGAUUUUUAUUUGCAUAUAUGA